GGUGCUGCAUCAGGCUCCGUUCUCAAUGGAGUGAAAAAAGAGAGGAGUCUGACACGAAACACGAUGUGAAAACGGGAGAAGUGCCCGUGGACGCAGUGGACAGCCCUGUUUCUUUGCUCGGACAGACAGUCACGAGACGGGGAAAGACGCCGCCAGCUGGCCCAGGAUCAGCAGCAUCCUUUACGCAUGACGCACUGGGAGCCCAUGCGUCCAGAGCACAGACUCCCAGCUCCACCUGAAACCACAGCGAGAGAGAGCGAAGGAGCGGUUUAACAAAAGCCGAAUAACACUGAACUACCUUAACUUGUGCAGAUGGUUUUCUUCAGCCACCGCGCAAUUGACUAAAGCUGAGAAGAGGUAGCCUUUGCUCUCCGCUGAGGGAUGCGCACUCGGCUCACCUGUGACCAAACUUUGACGUCUGACGGAUGUGUCUCUGGUCUCUCCUUUUUCAUUAAAGUUUGGUUAAACGCCGUGUCUAGACUUGGCGUCUAUAGGGUCACUUGUUCUGGCGAUGGGGACGGACUUUGUUCCAAACCUGCGUCACCUGUGAACGUUUGGAUUGUGCAGCAGCAGACACAAUGCGGUGCUGGGUCAGAACUAGAGCCAUCCGCAGGCAGAUUCUGUGUCUUUGGUUUCUGCUGCUCGGUCUCGCUCUGGUAACGCUUGGCCUUUUGGACCUGGCCUCCCCAGACCCGACCCUUCCAAAAGAUAAACACCCUCCACGCCACCCGUUCGGACGGGCACCGGAGACCCCCGACCUGGAGGUUAUUGUGGAUUCCCGAGACCCUGCACCGGACCGGGAUGUCGCUCUCUCGCCCCUCACUUCUCUUCAAGAGGAGGAACUUUUAUUCGUCGCAUCUUCGGCUCAAGGGAGCAAGACCCCGAGACCCCUGAAAAGGGGGCCAUACAAGAUGAUAAUGCGGGGGAAGAAUACGGAUAGGCCUACUGUUCCGGCGUCCACGACGAACGAUAGUGUGGAUACGAAAACGCCUCAGUUGGAUGAUCUGAGAGGGGGUGAUGAAGGGACGAAAACAACGAUUAUGGCAUUGCGUCGCACCUGGCCCGAGUCGCGCCAUCCUGCGUGCGUUGGCGAGCAGUACAGCGAGUCGCUGCCGUCCACCAGCGUGGUGAUCUGUUUCCAGGAAGAGGCUCGGGCCACCCUGCUACGGACCGUGCACAACGUGCUCGACACCGUGCCCAAGGAGUAUCUGAGCGAGAUUCUGCUGGUGGAUGACUUUCAAAAUGAACCACUGGGGAGUGAUUUGAGUGAGUACAUAGCGCUCCUGGACGGGGUGCGCUUAGUUCAAAGCCCGGGGCAUCUGGGCACUGCGCAGUGCCGUUCUCUGGGGGCGUCCGAGGCCGUGGGCGAGGUCCUGGUGUUCAUGGACGCCCACUGCGAGUGUCAGGAGGACUGGCUGGAGCCGCUGCUGGAGAGGGUGGCCCAGGACAGGACUCGUGUCGUGUCUCCCGUUAUGGAUUUGAUAGACUGGCACACCUUCCAGUACAACGCCACCCGGUGGCCAGUUAGGGGAGUGUUUGACUGGAGACUGGACUUUCACUGGGAAUCAUACCCACAACCUCAAGCUUUAGACAAAGACUCAGUUGUUCAACCGGUCAGCAGUCCAGUUUUGGGAGGUGAAGUCCUGGCCGUGGACAGACACUUCUUCCUGAGUGUUGGAGGAUAUGACCCGGACAUGCUGCUGAGGGGGGCGGAGCAGAUUGAACUGUCAAUCAGGGUGUGGUCGUGCGGGGGGUCCUUGGAGGUGGUUCCCUGCUCCCGUGUGGCCCGCCUGGACCACCCCCCGCCCCACACGCCCCCCGACCACGAGCUACUGCAGAAGAACAAGAUCCGCCUGGCUGACAGCUGGAUGGACGCGUACGGGAAGAUCUUCUACCGCAGAGACCCGCUGGCGCACUUCAUCAGUCAGUCGGAGAGUCCUAACAUCACGGAGCGGGUCAGGCUCAAGGAGAGCCUUGGUUGCAGGGACUUCCACUGGUUCUUGUCUACGGUCUACCCUCAACUCUACAUACCCCAGGACAGACCAGGGCUGUCUGGAGAGCUGUACAACGUUGGCACUGGCUCCUGUGCAGAUCUCCCUGGAGAGAGGACUCUUCAGAAUGGGACCAUGAGCAUAGCCCCAUGCAGUGGCACAGGCAAACAGCUCUGUGAGCUGAACUCCCAGGGGGAGGUGCGAUGGGGAGCGGCCGGGGACCUGUGUUUUGACGGCAGGGGGGAGAGGAUUACCCUGGCCCCCUGCCCCAGCCACCAGCCCACCCAAGGCCAACUCCAGUGGAGGUUCCUGAAGCUGAGCGGACAGCUAGUCCACAUGCAGUCCCAACUCUGCGUGGAGGCUACGAGAGAUGACGGAUCUUCACAGGGGGGCAGCGGCCUCUUCCUUCGCCCCUGCAUUCGUCACCCCCGGCAACAGUGGCACUUUGAGCAGUUGGUGGCCCCCUGAUAUGAGGAGGGCGCAGAGAUCUAUAGUUACAUUUUUGAUGUUUUAAUCAUAAACGUGUGUAUGAAGCAUUCAUACAGCAAUCAUGUAUGGGUACAUCAGCAUGCUGGAUUGGGCAUUAAAUGAGAGAGCAGUGAGCAGCCAUACAAUAUUAUUCUAUAUUUCCUGUUUUAAGGAUUGUAAAUAAUGUUCACCUUUUUGAAUGUUUGA
Molecule: messenger RNA, 2666 nt
Organism: Gadus chalcogrammus (walleye pollock)
Lineage: Eukaryota; Metazoa; Chordata; Actinopteri; Gadiformes; Gadidae
Product: polypeptide N-acetylgalactosaminyltransferase 15-like
Exons: 10
Coding region: 579-2459 (626 amino acids)
Cellular component (GO): Golgi apparatus
Source: RefSeq, a predicted model, not a curated record